Adelges cooleyi (spruce gall adelgid) is the source of this 638-nucleotide messenger RNA. Its product is annotated as prothoracicotropic hormone-like. The record is from RefSeq and is a predicted model, not a curated record. NCBI's taxonomy places the organism in Eukaryota, Metazoa, Arthropoda, Insecta, Hemiptera, Adelgidae. The transcript has 2 exons. The coding region runs from base 5 to 463 and encodes 152 amino acids.
GUCAAUGAUGUCGUUGGGGUCAGCCUACACGGCCUACUUGAUAUUCUAUGCGUUAGCAUCGUGUGUGUCAUUCGCAUGUCUAUCGACAGCCGACAGGAUAAAAUGGAAGUGGGAGUUCGACCAAGGGUCGUACGAUUUGCUUGAAUCGUUUGGCAGUCAACCGAGAAAACGUUAUCCAGAAAUGGUGGCAGUACAGUCUAAUGGGGUGUGUAAUUGCAAUACCAAACAUGAAAUAAGACAGCUGGAGGCCGAUCACUACCCCCCCGUGCUUCCGAUGGUCACAUGCCACGGCAACCAGUGGUGCCGGCCAAUAUUUUACCCAGUCCCAGUACUUGUCAAGAAAUAUGGCAAUGGAAUGUCGUAUGACGAUGGUCAAAAAGACAUGCUACCCAACUUCUUGAAAGAAAAAUGGCAGUUCAUCGAAAUCAACCUGACGGUGGCCUGCACUUGUCCGAGUUACUAACACCUUCAGCAUACGCCUACUGUUCUUUUUUUAAAAUUUAAAAUUUCUCAACUAUAUAAAUACAACUAAAAUUUACAAAGUGAUACACUUUUAAACGCUUCCGGCGUCUUUAACCCUUAUCAAUAAUUAUUGAAUUAAAAUAAAUCGUUAUGUACGCUCAUUUCCAUUAAAUAGA